AGAUUAGGUUAGCGUCACUCUCUCAUCUCACCCUCUCUCUUCCCCUGCGGCUAGGGUUUUGUUCUCACUCUCUUUCUUCACACUUCAUUCUCCCAAUUCAUCUUCUGUCUCAAAUCAACCAUGGAACCCUCCUUCAGUUAAACCUUUUGUGUUCUGUCGAAAGAAAUAAGCUUUGUUGGGUUUUCCUGAGAAGGGUUGCGUUUCCAAAUGGCCACUGCCAAUCCCUUUGAUUUAUUGGGCGACGAUGCGGAGGACCCGUCGCAGUUGAUCGCGGCCGAGCAGUUGAAGGCCGCCGCCGCACCGAAGAAGGAGCAGGGCAAGCCUGGACCCCGCGGUGGUGCGGUAGCGCAGCAGAGCAAGCCGGCUCAGUUGCCUUCCAAGCCAGUUCCUCCCACACAGGCUGUGAGGGAGGCCAAAAAUGAAACCUCUUUUGGUGGCCGUGGUGGUGGCCGAGGAGGUGGACGAGGAUAUGGACGUGGACGUGGUGGUGGCAGUGGUUUUGGUCGUGAUUUUUCCAAUGACGAGAACUCAUCUGCCCCUGCUAACCAAGGAUCUUUUGAAGGGGAGGCUGGGAAUCCCUCAGAAAGACGUGGUUAUGGUGCACCACGUGGGGCUUAUCGUGGCGGUGGUGGUGGUCGUGGUGGACGUGGACGUUUUAGCAAUGGUGAAGUUGGUGAUGAUGGACGCCCAAGAAGAGCCUUUGAACGCCACAGUGGGACUGGACGAGGAAAUGAAUUCAAGCGUGAUGGUGCUGGACGAGGAAACUGGGGCAACCAAUCUGAUGAAAUUGCUCAGGUGACUGAGGAAGUGGCGGAUGAAACUGAAAAGAAUUUUGGUGAUGAGAAGCCUGUAGGUGAGGAAGAUGCAGCAGAUGGAAACAAGGACAGUCCUGCCAAUGAAAAUGAAGAGAAGGAACCAGAGGACAAGGAGAUGACCCUGGAAGAGUAUGAGAAAGUGCUGGAAGAGAGAAGGAAGGCCCUGCAGGCGCUCAAGACUGAAACAAGAAAGGUGGAUAUCAAGGAGUUUGCAUCCAUGCAGCCACUGUCAAACAAGAAAGACAAUGAUGAGAUAUUUAUUAAAUUGGGAUCCGAAAAGGAUAAGCGUAAAGAUGCUUUGGAGAAGGAGGAGAGAUCCAAGAAGUCUGUGAACAUCAAUGAGUUUCUGAAACCAGCUGAAGGGGAAAGGUUCUACAACACAAGUGGUCGUGGAAGAGGACGUGGUCGUGGUGGUGGUGGUAGAGGAGGAGGAUACAGUGGAAAUGCAGGGAGCAAUGUUGCAGCUCCAUCAAUUGAGGAUCCUGGCCAAUUCCCAACCUUGGGUGGCAAGUGAGGUUUUCCAGAACCCUUCUGAGAUUUCUCUGUCCUUUUUUCUCAAUUUUGGGUUCUCUGAUUUGGUGUUGAGCAGGAAAAAAAAGAGACUUUGGUAAUUGGAUUUCCUGAAUUAGAAAGGUUAUUUGACUUCUAUGCCUUAAAAUGUAAAUUUAGGUUGUUCUUCAUACGGUCACUGUCCUUGUAGCCUUCUCCUUAUGCUUUUGCUGUUUUUUCAACGGUGGAGACUGUGGGGGGUUAUAUGGUGGCGGAUAAGACAUAAAUGUUGUUGAGUUUCCUUUUAUUUAUAGAUUGAAUUCUCAGUUUUGGUUUCAAA
This is a messenger RNA of Vigna unguiculata (cowpea), 1644 nucleotides long. RefSeq names its product RGG repeats nuclear RNA binding protein A-like. The record is from RefSeq and is a predicted model, not a curated record. Lineage: Eukaryota; Viridiplantae; Streptophyta; Magnoliopsida; Fabales; Fabaceae. Gene Ontology annotation, molecular function: mRNA binding. Gene Ontology annotation, cellular component: nucleus; cytoplasm.